This is a messenger RNA of Daldinia vernicosa, 1887 nucleotides long. Its product is annotated as heterokaryon incompatibility protein-domain-containing protein. The transcript has a single exon. The record is from RefSeq and is a predicted model, not a curated record. The coding region runs from base 175 to 1401 and encodes 408 amino acids. Lineage: Eukaryota; Fungi; Ascomycota; Sordariomycetes; Xylariales; Hypoxylaceae.
GGAUCCGCACCUAAUGCAUGAAAUAAAAGGCGGUUGGCACAGGCAGAAUUUACCUGUUGCGAAGGUCUACGAUGAGGGGGCGGCUAUCCUUUCGGUAACUGUGCAUAUGAUAUAGCUAUAUGAUUUAUAUUUCUAUUCUUUAGCCUAUAACUUGGGUAUCUUUUCGUGGACGUGAUGUGGCUUUUAAAUACCGAGAAGCUCACUCUUGAGUAUUUUAACGAGGCUCAAGUGAAAGGACUUCCGUAUGCGAUUCUCUCACACACGUGGGGAUCCGAUGAAAUUCUUUUCCAUGAGUUACGAGGGGACCAGAAAGCCCUACAAGGAAGAGCGGGCUGGGCAAAGCUGGACCGCUUCUGCAAUACGGCGCUGACGCAUGGUCUUAGAUACGCAUGGAUGGACACAUGCUGUAUUGACAAGCGUAACAGCGCCGAUGUAUCUGAAGCGAUCAACUCUUCAUAUAAAUAUUACUAUGACUCUGCGGUGUGUUUUAUACAUCUCGAAGACGUGUAUAAGUAUGCGGAUGGGGCGAGCAACUCACUAGGAAGAGCGGAAGUGACUAGAGACCAACUUCUUGCAAGAUUACGGACGACUCGCUGGGCAACAAGGGGGUGGACGUUACAAGAAUGUAUCGCUCCCGAACGACGACGCUUUCUCGCUUCAGAUUGGUCUGAGAUCCAAGAUGGAGACGACUUGCUUGAUGCUCUUGCUGAAUCCACCCGGAUCGAUAAGGACUUGCUGAAGGAUAGAGACCUUCUACGCAAUUUCUGUAUUGCCGAGCGGAUGAAAUGGGCAUCUAGACGGCAGACAACGCGUACUGAAGAUGUUGCGUAUUGCUUAAUGGGCAUUUUUGAAGUCCAUAUGCCAGUCUUGUAUGGGGAAGGGGCUAAAAAUGCAUUCAAGAGACUACAGCGUGAAAUCAUGCAGUCAUCUUUGGACACGACUAUAUUCGUGUGGCAUGGAAACUAUGAGAGCAGCGGACUCUUGGCCCAGUCGCCGUCUGAUUUUGCGGAAACUCCGCCCUUAGGUCUAUGGGCGCCGCAGGACCUAUCGCCAUUUUCGAUGACGAACAUCGGGGUCUGUAUCCGUCUUAAGAUCAUCAAUGAUGGCAACAAAUUGCUUGCGGCUUUGCAAUGCAAUGUUCAAACGCCAACAGGACAGUGGGAAACCCCCAUGAUCUAUCUUGAGCCCGUGUUGGAUGCAGAUUUUGUAGUUCAAGGCAAAAGAUGGCGGGCUUAUAGGAGGAUUCGGUGUGCGGAACUGUUAACGUUGCCCUCCAAACGGCUCGAGGGUUGUUCUUAUGAGGAUAUUGCUGUUCUACAGGAUGAACAAUAUGAGCUGGUAUGCCAGACUAAAGAACACCAUGUAUCGCGUAGCAUGGCGUCCGAGACAGGUUCGAAGUAGGUUUUCUACUUUGUACAUAGUAGCAUGAAUGUAGCAUGAAGGCAGUUGUGUUGUCGGUCCUCACUUCAUUUACAUUCCCCUGAUGCAUUAUUUCCAUACGUGCGUUAUCCCUAAACAGGCAGUACAAGAUACUAACCUACCUAGCUAGGCUAAGCGCUAGUACCUGGACCAUUGCUUUUAAAACGGCUAGAGCUGACGGGUUGGAAAGUUCAAAUUUCGAGAACACGAGACUACCUUGUCUUGGUAUUCUCUUGUCAAUCGGGAAUCGGCAACCGGGAACUCCCAGAAUAACCUUAUCGAAAGGUGUGACAAGUGGUCGAACUCUGUAUUCAAUUCUAAAUGUACCUGCCUAUAUCAAUAUUACUACCCAUUUGCAUUGGCAGUCGCUUGGCAAUGAGAAAAAACAAGAGAGAGCUCUUGCAACCGGUAGGCAUGUGCAUCCAUGGGGAUCGAAUGAACGAAGGGAGAGAGUUAUGCAUGACGCGG